Molecule: messenger RNA, 2476 nt
Organism: Neocloeon triangulifer
Lineage: Eukaryota; Metazoa; Arthropoda; Insecta; Ephemeroptera; Baetidae
Product: zinc finger protein 808-like
Exons: 3
Coding region: 100-1695 (531 amino acids)
Biological process (GO): regulation of transcription by RNA polymerase II
Cellular component (GO): nucleus
Molecular function (GO): DNA-binding transcription factor activity, RNA polymerase II-specific; RNA polymerase II transcription regulatory region sequence-specific DNA binding
Source: RefSeq, a predicted model, not a curated record
UGGACCCAACGCUGGACCUGCACAACUGCAUUUUUGUAAACAAAAUCGGAUAUAUCGGAUUUAUUUUGCUUUCGCUGAUGAUAAAACCAGAACAAACCAAUGUGGGCUGAAUUGUGCAGACUUUGCGAGCGGCCGGCGGCCGACGGUGGCCACCGAGCGGCCGAAUUGGACAAGGAGAAGUUGUUAAAUUUCCUAGAAACUGAUCUGGCAUACGAAGUCAAGGAUGACGACCUUUUUUGCUACUUCUGCGUGUGGGAUGCUAGAUAUUAUUACGAAAGCGUUGCCAGACUGAUGGAAAAUAAAGAAAAAACUUUGGAUUCGCGCUGGUGGCCAGAGCUUGAUUCCUGUGACAUGAUUCUUUAUAAAGGUUAUGAAGCUGGAAAGGUAAAACAGUGUUGGAUUCCAUUGACCAAAGUUCAGUUAGAGGAAGCGACUCAACAUCAAGAAAGUGAGGAAAGAGCAAGUACCGUGACAAAUGUUCCAGAAAAUAAUUUACAAAAAACUUUGAAUAUAGAAUGCUGUUAUUGUGGACAAAUCUUUGCGCGAAAAUCACGCUGGAUUUUCCAUAUAAAAUCUAAACAUUCAAAAACUGCAAUUCGGUGCAAUUAUCACAAAAAUUGCUGCACUUACUUUAAAACUACUGGCGAGAGGGAGUCCCAUGUGAAAGAAUUCCACAUGAAGCCAAAAUCACACGAACUCUAUGAUUGCAUUUAUUGCCAACUAAAAGCAAUGAAACGAUUUACCUUCCUGAACCAUGUCAAGCUGAAGCAUUCUGAUGUUGCCAUUAAGUGCCAUUUUAAGGGAUGCGCAAGUUAUUUCAAAUCUGAGGCAGAAUUGGCCCCUCACAUAGAAGCUAAACAUAAAAGCAUUGAGGAAAGCAAAAAGUUUCAAUGCUCUGUUUGCAAUUUUAGGUCCAAAAGUAGAAUUGUUGUCGUUGAACAUGAGAUUCAGUUCCACCAAAGAAAAGCUGAAAUGUUAAAGUGUUCAAAGUGUCCCAAAAAGUUCACUACCAGAAACGCCUUACAGACUCAUACAAAAAAAAUUCAUAUUUUCAGGAAAUGUCAAGUUUGCAAUUUACAAAUAUCUGCCUCACUUUUUUUCUUUCAUUUAAAAAAGCCUUCAUGUGUUAAGUGCAAAACGGAAUUUGAUUGUCGAGGUCAGCUUGAACAGCACAAACUCAAAGGAUGCAGGCCCGAAUACUAUUGUGACUUGUGCCCUAAGGUUUUCAAUUCUUUAUCACCUUUGAAAUAUCACAUCCAUAAACAACAUAUUUUCAAUGUUAAAAGAUUAAGAGCUUUAAAAUACUUAAACCUUGGAAUUAAGUGCACAAUUUGCACUGAUUAUUUUUCCAGUAGCGGUUCUUUAAGUAGUCACAUGAAGAAUGUUCAUAAUCCCCAUUAUCAAAGCCUCACAUGUGCUCACUGCAGUAGGCAGUUAUCAAACAAAACAAGUAUGGGAAAGCACUUGGCAGUUGUGCACAAAGUGAUUGAAACGCGCUACAGUUGUGAGAAAUGUCCAAGAAAAUUCUACACUGCUUCAAAUUUGAAACGUCACUUUGACGCAGCUCACAUAAGAAAGAAAAUGAAAUGUAAAAUAUGCAAAAGGGAAAUGCUCGACUUGAAAUUGCAUAUGAAUACUGUUCAUGGUGUGAACAUGAUGCACAAUUCUUUGUCUACGUCAGUCUACAUGAUGUGAAACAGCAUACUAAAAUCUAUUAUAACGCAUCAUGCAAAAGUAACAAUGUAUAAUUAAGAAGUUAAAUAAAUUUUUUAGUCAAUUGGUAAUCUAAAAAUAUUAUAUCUCUAAAGAAAGCUGAAAGAAAGAUAAAAAUUUGAGAGAGUUCAAAAUAGAGCCCUUCGGUUUGUGCACGGGCGGCACAUUUCCGAGGCGGCCAAGACCGAGUUGCUCACUGUCCAGCAGCAGCCUAAAUACAAUGACUUGACUUUCUUCUGAAAAUUUCUGGACGGAGACACUGACAUGGACGCGAUGGCGCGAAUCAAGACCGGCUGCAAGAUAAAAGACAGUAAUAAUGACGAAGAGCACCACCGGCUCGUUCCUCCGAAAGUGCGCCUCUACUCAUUUCGCUUUUGCCUCGCAUCCCAAUGGAAUUCCCUCCCUUCUGUGUUAAAAUCGUGUGCGUCAUAUGAUUUUCCAAAAUUGUGCAAAGAGCGUGUAAAACAAAUUUGAAAAAAUUUUCCCCGUAGUUUAGGCUGCAGUGCGGCAAGUAUUCGGGUAUUUAUUGCCUCUUGGUAAAUACUCGGCUACGAGUUUCAGUGAGUUGUUGUAAUUUAUCAAUUAUCAUGUUUUGUAUUAUUCUCCAAUUUAAAAACUUUUGUACAGACCGAGAAGAAUAAAUAAUAAUAAAUUAAUCUAUUCUAAGUAAGAAUUUAAAUUUUUUACAAGUUAUUGUAACAUGAAUAUUUUUUGACUAUGAAAUAUAGGCAUUUUGCAUUCUUGUCAAUGCAAUUUCUCAAGA